AUGGAUUUCAAAAUCCCCGCCCUUUGUAAAGCUGGUGUUGUCAUCAAUGAAGGACCGAACUUCCACGUCGAAGUUCAGGAUGUACCUGUGCCAGAAAUAGGGCCGAAUGAUAUCUUGAUUCGCCUCAAUUUCACCGGCGUUUGCAAUACCGACAUCCAUGUGAUGCAGGGUGAUCUUGGCUUACCACCCAUGUCUGCAUUUGGAGUACGUUCCGCCGGGCACGAGGGUGCCGGCGUUGUUGUCAAAGUCGGAGACAAUGUUAAGAACUUCAAGUUGGGUGAUAGAGCCGGAGUCACGCCUUUUCUGGAUACGUGCCAUUCAUGUGGCUUGUGCUGGGAUAGUAAGGAGACAUACUGCAAGGAUGCUGUUAUCUCUGGUUUAAUGGCACCAGGGACAUUUCAACAAUAUAUCGCAGCCCCAGGGCGAUAUGCUUCUCGCAUUCCCGAUGGAGUCCCUGACGAGGUUGCUGCUCCCAUAAUGUGCAGUGGCAGCACAGUUUAUCGGUCACUACUAGAGUCAAAUCUUCGAGCUGGUUCUUGGGUGGUUUUCCCCGGUGGAGGUGGUGGUGUGGGCACUCAAGGGGUGCAACUGGCCAAAGCACUGGGUAUGCGACCUAUUGUGGUCGAUACAGGAGACGCCAAGCGCUCGCUUUCUUUGAAACUGGGAGCAGAAGCGUUUGUUGAUUUUAAGCAGGAAGAUCCUGUAGAAGCCGUCAUCAAAAUUGCAGACAGAGUUGGUGUGCACGGUGUCUUCGUGACAGCUUCAGCACCGGAGGUGUACAAGACUGCGAUUUCAUACGUUGGAGAUCGGAUAGGAGGUGUCAUCAUGUGUAUCGCGGUCCCUCCAAAAGACGCGGUUGUUUUGGGUGCAGACCCGGGACAAUUUGUCUUCAAAAAUCUGACCAUCAAGGGGACUAUGGCGGGCAGUCGGUUGGACACCGCUGCUGUGCUGGACUUUGCUAGGCGUGGAAUGCUGCAACAGAUCAGCGAGGUUUAUCCCAUCAAUCGACUUCCUGAGGCUGUGGAUAGACUGCGCGAAGCCCAAGUGGCUGGACGUAUUGUGGUAAACUUCAACUGGGAGGAGUCAUCAAAAUUAUGA
Molecule: messenger RNA, 1098 nt
Organism: Penicillium taxi
Lineage: Eukaryota; Fungi; Ascomycota; Eurotiomycetes; Eurotiales; Aspergillaceae
Product: zinc-dependent alcohol dehydrogenase
Exons: 3
Coding region: 1-1098 (365 amino acids)
Molecular function (GO): zinc ion binding; oxidoreductase activity
Source: RefSeq, a predicted model, not a curated record